Zophobas morio is the source of this 1298-nucleotide messenger RNA. RefSeq lists its product as uncharacterized. Gene Ontology annotation, biological process: DNA recombination; DNA integration. Lineage: Eukaryota; Metazoa; Arthropoda; Insecta; Coleoptera; Tenebrionidae. The coding region runs from base 143 to 1276 and encodes 377 amino acids. Gene Ontology annotation, molecular function: DNA binding. The record is from RefSeq and is a predicted model, not a curated record. The transcript is spliced from 3 exons.
UAUCGCAUACCAUACCCUUUUCUUUACAAGAACAGUUCACAGAAAUGUUAUAAAACAUUAGCCUCUCAUAACUAAGAGAGCGUUGUGUUUGGUUGCUCAUGACAAUUUAUGAAUAAAUAAACAACGAAAAAGAAGCUAAAAAAUGGCUGGUGUGUCAAAUUUACAACAAAAAGUGUUUAUACCAGAAGAACUUUCACGAAAAGCGAAGACAAUAACUGAGAAUCUGUUACCUGUAAAGUCCCGUUCACACUACGAAAAAGAAUACGAAGCUUUUGGAAAAUGGCGAGAAAGCAAACGUGCAAAGGGGGUGAACGAGGAAAUCAUUUUAGCGUAUUUUGCAGAAAAGUCGGAACGAUUGAAAUCAUCCUCACUUUGGGCCCAUUAUUCAAUGCUUAAGAGCACGAUUUCUGUUAACGAGAAUGUUAACAUUUCCAGAUUCGCAAAGUUAAUCGCAUUCCUAAAGCGUCAAUCCACUGGCUACGAACCUAAGAAAUCAAAAAUCUUGUCAAGAGAGGAAGUUCGAAAAUUUCUGGAUACAGCACCAGACGAGACCUUUCUACUAAUGAAAGCAGUGUUAAUUGUGGGUAUGGCUGGAGCUUGUCGCCGCAAUGAAUUAGUCCAAAUAACAAUUAAAGAUGUUGAUGAUAGAGAUUCUAUGGUCGUAAUCACAAUACCAAAUACGAAAACACACAAGCGUAGGGUAUUUGCCAUUUCAGAUGAUGACGGAAGCAAUUGUUUACUUUUAUUUCGAAAGUACAUGCUGUUACGAAACAAACAUAGCCAUAUGUCACGUUUGUUCUUGAACUACCGGAAUGGUAAAUGUAAUGCGCAGCCUGUAGGAGUCCACACCAUAGCUUCCAUACCUCAGAAAAUCGCACAAUUUCUAAAUUUGGCGAACCCUGAAUUGUUCACAGGCCACUGUUACCGUAGAACGUCUGCUUCACUUUUGGUCGACAGCGGAAGCGACCUUUUAGCCCUAAAACGUCAUGGGGGGUGGAAGUCGUCGACGGUUGCAGAGGGCUACAUCGAGGACUCAAUGAAUACCAAAAUCGAAGCUUCGAAAAGAAUCUUGGGAGGAGGGGUGCAAACUACCUCAUCAUCUUCAAGUACAUGUGAUUCUUCUGCUACAUUAGCUAACAGUACUUUUGUUGAAGCCAAUGUUUCAGCUAAUCAAACUUUACAUGUAUCCAAUUUGUCGUCUAAGUUUAUUCCAUCUAUUCAUUUCAACAAUGUAUCAGGAGGUACGUUCUACUUCUGUGACCCUCCAAAGAAGUAGAAACGCCUUCAUUUGAAUAAAU